Molecule: messenger RNA, 1525 nt
Organism: Diabrotica virgifera virgifera (western corn rootworm)
Lineage: Eukaryota; Metazoa; Arthropoda; Insecta; Coleoptera; Chrysomelidae
Product: SAC3 domain-containing protein 1
Exons: 7
Coding region: 368-1450 (360 amino acids)
Biological process (GO): centrosome duplication; spindle assembly
Cellular component (GO): nucleus; centrosome; spindle
Source: RefSeq, a predicted model, not a curated record
AUUGUUUACUCUUUCUACUCAUGCGCAAAAAUUCCGCUACGUCGAACUAUAAAUUGACAUAAUAUUUUCUUACGUUUCCAGUCCGUUUCUUACGUCUCCGUUGCGUCUACGUCUACGCUACGUCAAACUAUAAAUCCAACUUUAGUGUUGACUAUUCUGUGGUGUUGACAAACAUGACAGGCGGCAGAAAAACCGCUGACCUCGAAAACAUCUCGAAGAGCGCAUAAAAACUGGCCUUUAACUAUUUUGGUUGAACAGUUGAACGUGAGUUGAACGGCAAUUGUCAAUGUCAACAUAACCCGUCAUUUUUGUUUAUUUAAGUUUUAGAAAAUAAAUAAAACUAAAAUAAAAAAUAAUUAUAAAACUAAUGGAUAAUAGUAAUAAUGAGGUCUAUACAAUUGGAACUUGCAAAGAAAUGUGCCCUUUUCGUGAAGCAAGACUGAGAGAAAGACAAGGUUUACUUCAUAUUUUGGAAGUUGUUCCGGGAACCGAGAAUAAUAAAAAUCCAAAAGCUGAUGUAAAACGUGUAGUUAAAGAAUUUACAAGAUCAGCAGCUGGGAAAUCUUUUCUGAUCUCUGGAAACUUGAGACCGCCUGAUGUGCUAUUGAAGACCAUAAAUUAUUUACUAGAUGAAGUUAUAAGUAACAAAGAAGUACCAUGGAUGGUCAAAUAUGACUUUAUAUUAGAUAGAUUAAGAGCUGUAAGGCAGGAUAUGGUUAUUCAGAAUGUUUCAAGACCCCACCAAAUAGUUAUAUUGCAACCCAUUAUUAGAUUUCUUACUUAUUCAUCCUAUAGAUGCUGUGAAGAAGCAAUUAAUACUUAUGAUCCUCAUAUAAACAACACCCACCUUCAAGAAUGUCUUAAGAGGUUAUUGUGCACAUAUGACUACUUUGACAAUCUCGAAAAAAGCUCAAAACAAGAAAUAUCCAAUAAUUUUUUAGUUGAGAGUAGACCAUAUUUCGAAAGCUUGUAUUUGAUUUUCAAUAUGGGAGAUGUGAGUGCUCUCAAUAGGUAUCUAAAUCUGCCACCGCAGUGGAGAACUUCCUUAGUGAAAACAUCUAUGAGGAUAUGUCUGAAUUAUGUAAAUAGAAACAUUUCCAAAGUUAUUAAACUGUCUAAACAAUUGCCAUUGUCUCUUCAAAUGAUAGCUUUUCUUCACUUGCCGGAAAUACGAAGGAUAACUUUGAAAAUCAUGUCAUCGGCAUAUCAUAGUAAAAAUUUGAGAUUUCCUCUAGAUGUUCUGUCAGAUAUGCUUCUAUAUAAUUCUGUAAACGAAUUGAUAAAAGACUGCAAUUAUUAUGGUUUAAAAACUGAACAAGGUGGAGUUCACUUUAUGAAGUGUGAUUUUCUUGAAGAUAAAGUCAAGAUGAAACCACGGCGUAGUAAAGAAAUCGACAAAACAUUGGAAGAUACUGAUAUUAGUAUGUUUUUAUUGUAUGGAGAUAACUGAUAAAAAUCCACUAGAAAUAUUUUUUAUUGUAUAUAUUUUGAAAAAAAUUGUUUUUUAAUAAAACUUUUAUUUGUU